AUAAGACUCACUGCCAUAACAUAAGCUUGCACAGAAGAUAAUGGAGUACUAAUGAGGGGAGCAGCAAUUAAUGAAUACUUAACUGCAGCCAAUAAUAUGGUAUGGCUUUUACUAUGACGAGGUUGUGGAAACAUUGUGUAAGGCAACAAUUUGUGUUUGGUUGCUUUCUGCUCGUGUUUAUCAGCUUAUAUUGGGAGAACUAAUAACAAAUACUCAGCAACAUGUGCAAAGAUGUGUGAAAAGUUCAAAAUUAGGACUGCAACUAAAGAUACUAAUUAAGGAUUAAUUUGUUGCUUGUUUUUUUCAUUCAAUUAAUAAAAUGUCAUAAAAUAAUGAUAAAUUCCCAUCACAAUAUCCCAGCACCCAAGGUGACCUUUUCACGUUGCUUGUCUAACGAACAGUCCAAAAAAACAUCACAUUUAUAAAACCUCAUUUGACAGGCUGAAACCAGAGGAUGAUUGGCAUUUUCGCUUAAUAAUUACAACUUUUCUGUCGACCGACUGUUUCAGCUCUAAAUCUCAAUAUUUAUUUGGUGACAAUUUGAUGCCUAAUAUACCUCAACUUUUGCAUUAACAUUAAGAUGAGCUCUCUCCUUUACAUUUUUUUUCUAAUGAAAAUGUACUCAAGUAAAACCUAAUCAUGUUUUCAAGAAAGAAAUUGAACUAUAUAUUAAGAAAAUAACUUUCAACAAAAAAGGCUCUUAAAACUGAGACUACUUCAAAUGUAAUGUUUUUACUAGUUACUCCUGGUAUGUUUUAUUUAAUUUGUAUUCCUUCUCAUUUGCUUGCAUACAUCUUUAUUUAUUAGUAUAAUUUUAAAUAUUACUGUUAUUGUAUUGUUGAUAAUUAAAAAAACUAAACAAAUGUCAACAUUUCCGACAGCACUUGAAGGCAGCGUGAGUAACUUUCCGACAGCACGUGAAGGCGUCGCAUAGCUAGCCGGCUAGCUUAGCAUUUAGCUAGCGACGAUAAUUUGCGAAUCAUGCCUAUGCAGCUACAAAACAUUUAACUUCUGUGUCCAUGUCUGAGUAAAUUACGACCGCUGACUUAACAAACACUUCGUGAACACAGACCACCACAGAUGGAGGUCAGUGAGUACGUUUUAUCUGCGGGUAGGGCCGUGCUGGACAUGGUGGAGCGGGAGUGGCAGCCCCUGUCUCCGGGAGAGCUGGAGCAGCGGCUGGACCAGGCGGUGGAAGAGGUCCUGGAGGCUGACCUGAUAUCGAAACUUAAAGCUCAGCCUCCUCCUGAUAUAAACGUACAGUCAUUGCAGAGUCAAUGUAAUGUGCAGAGUCAAUGUAAUGUGCAGAGUCAAGGUAAUGUGCAGCCCCCAGUUUUACAAACGACAACUUCCAGCAGCCGUCCCCCACAGGAAGAGACACCAGAGCCCCGGGACGCGCUGGAGACUGUGGACGAUGCUGCAAUCAAGUACAUAAGAGACCUGCUUCAAAACUCCAAAUCAAGGGCUCGAAUGGCUGGACGGGCUCGCUUGUCCCUGUCCCACACUGUCCUGCUGUCCCUCACUCUGCUCUCUGAGCGCCUCAGCUACCGCUCUGUGUCGCGCCGCUUCCACCUGGAGAAAGGGAACAUCCACAGGAUCUUCUUUUCUUUCUGUGAGCGCGUCAACACGCUGGAAGAGAGGCACAUCAGGUGGCCAGUCGGCGGAGAGGCUUUAGAAGCCCUUUUCCCACUUUGCAGUCCAGAGGAGCAACAGGAAGAGCAGCCAGGUGUCCCUCGGGUCCUGGGAGUGUUGGGACACACCCGUAUCCCUAUCCGCCUGCAUAUAGGGAAACAUGAUGUGGAGAGCACAGUGCCUGAGGUGAAGAGGAUGAAAAAGGAGGCUCAUCCGGAUUCCUGGCUAAACCUGCAGCUCGCAUGCGACCGUAAGGGCCGGUUCCUACACUGCAGCAUCAGUAAAGGAUCGGACAUGGACAGAGGCGGCGCUCUGAGAGACAAACUCAAACGGCAUCCUGAAAUGAUGCCCUCUGGCUCAUGCCUCGUGGCCAGAGCCGGUUACCCGCUCUCUGCUCAGAUUUUAACUCCAUACUCAGGAAGUUACGGACCAAGAGAGGAGCACUUCAACAAGACGCUGGAGGAGCAUCUUCACAUCCUGGAUCGGGCUGUUGCAAACCUGAGAGCCAGAUUUCAAAGGCUCAGGUAUCUAGAUAUCGGAAACUAUGAUCGAGCGAGAGCUGUUGUGCUGACCGCCUGUGUGUUGCACAAUGUGUUUUUGGACAUGGGACAAGUGAUUCAAGGAGACGUUGAGAAAGAGGAAGCCACAACCCCAGAGGGAGAUGGGGAGGUAGAUGAGGAGGGUGUACACAGACGUGACACCAUCUCAGAUUUGUUGUUUAAAAACUUUGAUUCUGGAAGCUCAUAAUGUGAUGGUGUGGUGGGAAACUUGUGUGCAUAGAUGUAAACAAACAGUUCUAUAAUAUAAAAGUUUAUUUUAACCUGUA
This is a messenger RNA of Cottoperca gobio, 2458 nucleotides long. RefSeq lists its product as uncharacterized. The transcript has 3 exons. Lineage: Eukaryota; Metazoa; Chordata; Actinopteri; Perciformes; Bovichtidae. Bases 1081 to 2379 code for a protein of 432 amino acids. The record is from RefSeq and is a predicted model, not a curated record.